This is a messenger RNA of Linnemannia hyalina, 1575 nucleotides long. The record is from the annotation of a GenBank genome assembly. Lineage: Eukaryota; Fungi; Mortierellomycota; Mortierellomycetes; Mortierellales; Mortierellaceae.
AUGGCAUAUCACUAUGAGCAGCCGUUGAGCCUCUACGCGCCAGUCGUCAAUGGCAAGCAGGUCCUUCAAGUGUUCCAGGACCGCAACAAGCGCGGCUACGAAGACUGCACGGUCAUCAAGAUCGAUGGGAAAAACGCCAUGGCUCAGGUCAUGAAGCGAGCAAAUCUCCUCUUCAACUCCAAGGACCCCAACGUCCGUUUGAAUGAAGCCCUGGCGUCGCUAGUAUACGGACCAGAGACGGGCACGUUCGUGGUCUACCCUGGUCAGUUUGCCGGUCGAGAGUUAUUGCCCGACAACCCGUCUAUGCGGUACGAGCUCAAAUGUGCCAACUCAAAGAAGCCAGUCUUUGUUGAGGACAAAUGGAUCAUCUCGCCUCAGUCCCCGUGGGAGUUUACCGACACGGCGUCGUAUGUCAAGAAUGUCUGUCUUCCGCAGCAAACGCCUCCCCUUCCCUAUGCUACUAGCGCCGGAUCUUUGCCCAAGCGCGAUCUGACGUCAUUCAAGCGACACGAAAUAGCCUCAGAUUUAAACAAGCAGACUAUUAUCGUGGAUCGCCUGGCCCAGGCUGCAGCCCCUCCUGUCCCCUCUCCUCUUACUCUGCCUGUCUACCCCGAGGCCAUCAAGAUCGGCGCUGGCAACUGUACAGUCUUUCACCAACUCAAGGAUCGCCCUACGGUCGGCAUCCUCACCCUCUUCGUCACCACGCUCGACUUUUCCGAGAUCGACUUUAUGUACCAAUCCCUCGAGACCCUUUACCAGAGAGGCGUGACCGAUAUCAUCAUUGACGUUGUUGGAGGCAAUGGCGGCUAUGCCAAUGUCGCACCCGAUUUCGUCCAUCUGUUCUUCCCCAGCAAGGAUCCCCUUGACAAAGUCAUCCGUUUGAACUUUCGAUCUACUCCAGCAGUCCAAGAACUCAGCGCCAAGGUCUACAACUCAACCGAUGGCGGGUGGAGUCAAAUUGGCAACAUGAUCAGUAUUCAUGGAGGCAUCUUCUACGACAGCUCUCGGUUCUUUGACUUGGCCAACAACCACACCUACACCAACAACUCGCUAUACGCCGACACAGUCACCCAUACCCGGAAUGGGCGGAAGGCAGUCUACACCAAGACUACGGCCUACAAACCAGCCACUCAACCCAAUCGCCCUAACCUCGCAAAGUACCCCUGGACCAACAAUCCCUCCCGCAUUCGCAUCCUGACCGACGGCAGAUGUCUCUCCGGUUGCGGCCACGUCAUCUUCCUCAUCGCCAACCAAUAUGGCGUCAAAUCCUAUGGUGUCGGCGGCACCAAAGGCGAACCCCUAUCCAAGUACCAAUACGUCGCCGGCGCAGGAUCACAGCUGAAAAUGUUCAACGGCAUCUUUGCCUUUGCCAACAUGACCAGUCCUAUCAAGGACCUGCCGUACCAGUCGGUUCUUUCGGCCACUGUUGGCGAGAUUGUCGCGCCCGGGAGUAAAGUACCGUUGGAGUUUGACUCUGACAAAUACCCGACGGAUUUCAGGUUGGAUUUUGAUCCUGUCAAUGCCCGCUCCCGGGAGGCGUUGUGGACUCAGGUUGCAGAGGAUGCCUGGAAUUAG